Molecule: messenger RNA, 7517 nt
Organism: Mizuhopecten yessoensis (Yesso scallop)
Lineage: Eukaryota; Metazoa; Mollusca; Bivalvia; Pectinida; Pectinidae
Exons: 2
Coding region: 2188-6444 (1418 amino acids)
Biological process (GO): DNA integration
Molecular function (GO): nucleic acid binding
Source: RefSeq, a predicted model, not a curated record
CCUAUCCCUGGCAGCAUGGAUAGGCAACACCAGACUAGUGCAGUACCACCCAUCACAGGACCCAAGAUUAACGCUACAUUCUCCAAACCCCAGCCACCCAUCCAUUCUCUCCAACCCAACUCACCCGACAAACCAGUAGAGAUAGUUAAUCUUGUAACUCCCGUAGAUAGAAACACUGUUAGUGUAGAGAUUUAUGAAUCACCAGUAAAAGCGCUGGUUGAUACUGGAGCUACAAUCUCCUGUGUUACAUUAUCUUUGUUGACUAAACUAAAGGUAGACACAUGUACACAAAUUAAACAGUGUUCAGCUGUAACCGCAGUGGUUGCAGGAGGCGAGUCACAUCGCAGUCUGGGUAAAAUAACCAUUCCUGUCACGAUUGGAGAUUGUGUUUUCACUGCUGACUUUCAUGUUUUUGAAAACUUUCAUAUUCCAUUAAUUUUAGGCCUAGACUUUUUAAAUACACAUGAGGCAGUCAUUGACAUUAAAAAGAAAACUUUGUUUUUGAAAGAACUUGAUACAAACAAAAUCCUGUCUAUCCACACAGAAGUAUCUUUGGCUAGGAACACUACACGAAACAUUCUACCCCCAUUGUCAGUUAACAAUAUACAAGUCAAAGUAUUAGACCUACCACCAAAAUCUCAAAUACUUUUUGAACCACUACCUAAAUUACCUUCAUUAGGACUUGUAGGAGCCAAAUGUGUUUCCAUCAUCCAACCAGACCAAACAUGUGUUAUUCAAGUCAUGAAUCCAUCAGAAAAACAAGUUGUACUCUUUCCUGGCAAAGUGAUAGGUUUGGUAUCAAUCAUUGAUAAAUACACUGUCAUGUCUCUCGACACGUCCCUUGAUACAAAACCUUCAUCAUCACUGUCCUCAGGUACAAUAACAUCUGAUCAUGAUCACAUCUCUUUUGACCUAGACAAAUCAGAUCUUUCAGAAAAUCAAAAACUACUCCUACAAGGAUUUCUUCAACAAAACAGAAAUGUUUUUGCCACUGAUCUUUCAGAAUUAGGUCAUACAUCUCAGCAAAAACAUAAAAUUGAAACCAGUGAUGCACUUCCCAUCAGGCAACGAUUUUAUCAUCAAAACCCUGAGGUCAAGGCUGAAACUGAAAGACAGAUAAAAGAAAUGCUAGAAAAUGACAUCAUAACAGAAUCCACGUCAAUGUGGCAGAGCCCCGUUGUAAUGGUGAAAAAGAAAGAUGGGCAGUUACGUUUUGCUGUAGAUUACAGGAAACUCAACGCUGUCACCAAACAAUGUACUUUCCCCCUUCCCCGUCUCGAAGAUGUAUUUGAUUCUAUUGGAGAAUCCAAAGCUCAAUACUUUUCAACACUUGACCUCGCCUCUGGUUUCUGGCAAAUCCCAAUGGACCCUGAAACUGCUCACAAAUCAGCAUUUGUGACCCCUGCUGGAGUCUAUCAGUGGAAAAGAAUGCCGUUUGGACUUGUGAAUGCCCCGGCAAGUUUCCAAUCUCAUAUGUGCAAAGUUUUGAAUGUUUUGAAUUGGAAAACCUGUCUUGUGUACAUUGAUGAUAUUCUAGUUUUCUCACGUACAUUCGAGACUCAUUUGAAUAACUUACAAGAGAUCUUCGAUAGGCCAAGGCAGGCACACUUAACACUCAAACCAAGCAAGUGUUCAUUUGCUCGACAUAAGGUACAUUACCUAGGUCAUGUGAUCUCUAAAGAUGGAGUUCAAGUUGAUACAUCUAAAACAGAUGCUGUUGAUUCAUAUCCUGUCCCAAAAACCCAAAAACAGGUAAGAUCUUUCUGAGGUCUCUGUAAUUACUAUAGGAAGUUUGUCAGAAACUAUAGCAAGAUAGCAUCUCCAUUAAACAAACUACUCCAAAAGGAUGUGAAGUUUGAAUGGUCACAGUCCUGUACAGGGUCAUUUGACCAGCUCAAACAAGCUUUGACCUCCCCACCAGUACUAGCAUACCCAGAUCACACUAAACCAUUCAUUUUGACAACAGAUGCAUCAGGUGAAGCCAUUGAGUAUGUAUUGGGUCAGUUAGACACAAACAAACGUGAACGUGUUAUUGCCUAUGGUGGUCGUUCCCUUAACCAACAUGAACGGAAAUACUCCAUUUCCGAAAGAGAAGGCCUUGCAAUUGUUGAAGGUAUAAAAAAAUAUCAUGUGUACCUAGCAUCAACAUGUUUUAAAGUAUAUACUGACCAUAGUGCUCUUAAAUGGAUGAAAGAUAUAAAGCCAGAGUCCACAGGUAGGUUAGCCAGGUGGUCUGUACUCUUACAAGGCUAUGACUUUGAAAUCUUGUAUAAGGCAGGUAAAACAAAUGAAGUGGCUGAUGCCCUUUCCAGACGACCAUACCCCCCAGUUCAGACUACCACUACAAAAGAUGAAUUAGAAGAAGUAGACCCCCAUCCAGAAGUUUCUUAUGUAGGUCCCGAAAAAAAGUCUUCAUUUCAACAAGUCACAUUUAUAUACAGUAAUCAAACCCCAAGCGCACCUGUAACAGAAGUUUCAGAUUCUGUUACUCCGGAACCAGUGGGUAGACUUCAAUCUAAAUGUCCAGACUUUAGGGAUAUCUACAAUUACUUGGCUACAGGAGAUCUACCUACAUCAAAGCCACAAGCUGUCAGAAUAUUAUCUCUUUCCAGUCAGUAUGUUCUACUAGAUGAUACCCUAUAUCACUUGUACAUACCCGCCCCUAAGAGAGAUACUCAGAAAACUCCUCUUCGUCAACUUGCAGUCCCUAGGUGUCUUAGAGAAGAUGUUCUCAGAUCUUACCAUGACUGUCAAGCUGGCGGCGCACACUUAGGGUUUGAUAGGACAUACAAAGCCAUACAACUGAAGUAUUAUUGGCCUAAAAUGUUUCGGAUUACUGAAGACUAUAUCAGGUCAUGUGACACAUGUCAACGGAUAAAAAAGACUGCAAAAAAGAAGCAUGCACCAUUAACAACAAUGCCUAUCUGUGACACAUUCUCACGACUACAUAUGGACAUUUUAGGACCUAUCACGACAACAAAAGAGGGUUACAAAUACAUUCUUCUGGUGGUCGACUCUUUCAACAAAUGGCCAGAAGCAUUUCCUCUUAAAACACAAGAUUCUAAAGAAAUUGCCAAGGUUUUGUACUCUGAAAUAUUUGCCAGAUAUGGUGCCCCAAGUACAAUUAUCAGUGAUAGAGGACAGAAUUUCAUGAGUAAACUUGUAACCGCUGUAUGUGAAAUUUUUCAAGUGACUAGACACUUCACAAGUUCCUACCAUCCACAAACCAACUCCACAUGUGAACGCAUGAACAGUACCCUGGCCCAAUGCUUGAGAGCAUACGUUGAUAAAAAUCAACUAAACUGGCCACAGUUCUUACCAGGUGUUCUUAUGGCUUUCAGAAUGUCACCAUCUACACAAGCAUCCAACCUAUCGCCUUAUCACAUAAUGUUUGGCAAAGAAAUGAAUUUACCCUUCGACACUGCCUUAAUCCCAAAAGAUGGUUUAAGCAAAGAUGCUAAAACACAUGUCAACCAGCUCAUAGACCACCUCAAAUAUGUACGACAGACUGCAAAUAAAAACAUAACUGAGGCCAGAGCCAAACAAAAACAACAUUAUGACAAAAAGGCGUCAGUUCCCGAAUUCCACAUCCAUGACUUGGUUAUGCUUCACUCACCUAAAAUACCCCAAGGCUUGUCACCAAAACUACACCAUCCUUGGGACGGACCAUAUUACAUUGUCGAUAUAGGUUCAAACCAUACCUACAAGCUUCGACGAUGCAAUACGCAUAAGGAGAUCAAAUCUCUUAUACAUGCAAAUCGAUUGAAACUGUAUACAAACCCAGACAACAGGCCUAAUUUAAAUCCACCAACAUGUCCACCCAACAUUGCUAAUGUCCCAGGUAAUCAGCAAGUUCAAUUUCAAAAGAGACCAGCCGGACCAACCAACCGCAACCAAAAGACCCAAACCCAACCAUCCCCAAUCGCUGAUAAUUCAGCACAGUCCAACCAACCCACCCCAUGUGCUGAUAGUUCAGCACAGUCCAAGCAACCCACCCCAAACGCUGAUAAUUCAGACCAAUCCAUCCCUACCCAACCAAUCAAAUCAACUCCAAACAACCCUUCCCCUUCUCAGGAUGACCAGCAGUCUUAUCCAAUUGAAAAACUUAUCAAGUAUAAGUUUCGCAAUGGAGUCAAAGAAUUUCGUGUGAAAUGGCUUGGUCAUUCUGUCCGAACCUGGGAGCCUGUAGAAAACCUACCUCCAGCGAUGGUUCGCGAAUUUCAUAUCACAAAAACGCAAACAGGGAAAGCUCGUAAAAAGGGUAUCUUUGGACUUCCUCCUGUGUGGAGCUUCCUUGCUGUGAUGACCCUUCUGAUUCUCCCCUUUGCGGCCUGCGAUAAUGAACCUUCACUAGUUCAAAGACUGAACUAUGGAAUUUUGUUUGAUCCAACUGCAAAAUUACAUCUUGGCCAAGAAUAUUGGUCCCACACCUUUGAAAUAACACUCCCAGCUAAAAUACACCUCCCAGGAAGUCUUCAGUGUAGACGUCAACAAUGUGAACCUGCAAACGUUGUGUUGAAAACAUUGAAUGCUUUAAGAAUGCAAUGUAUGGCUAGUAUAAACUCCACAGUCACAAAAAUCCAUCGCCUGAUCCCUCAUUCUUACUUUCCAAAUACAUUAAAAUUUGGUUCAAGAAGAUCCAAGCGAGGUUUGAUGGACUUCAUCGGUGAUGUCUCUAAAUCAUUGUUUGGUACAGCAACAUCAAGUGAUGUUGACAACUUAAAACAACAUAUGCAAGCAAUGAACAAUGACAAUAUUAAACUUGCCAAAGCCAUGACUCAGGAAGCCCAUCAGUUAACAUCAUUUGUAUCUACUGUCAAUGAACGAUUUGACAAUGUUAUCAAGGCAGUACGUGACAAUCAUGACGAAUCUGUUACUUUAGCCCAACAAUUUUCUAGUGCUAUGGAUGGAAUGCAACAUGAGUAUAUAUUGCUAGAAAAUAGGAUGUUAAAACAAAUCAACUCUAGUGCAGUUUUAGAAAAACAUUUAGAACAUGUACAGCUAGCAAUUCAUGAUUUUGCUAAAGGCAAGUUGUCCCCCUUUAUUUUGUCACCUCAGACUAUUAUAUCUACACUCAAACAAGUCCAGAACAUAUUAUCUACAAGAUAUCCAGGUACAAACAUUAUCCAUUUUGAUCCAAUACAUUAUUACUCAUUUGCUAAUUUUUUAUAUGCUAGACACAGUUCUAAUUUGUACAUCUUGUUGAAGAUUCCUAUAUCAUCUUUUGUUCAACCUUUAUCACUAUACAAAGUUUACUCUUAUCCAGUGCCAAUUAACACCACAUCAACUCAUGCCACCCAAUUAUUAGACACUCCAGAUUAUUUUGUACAUACCAGUGAUAAUCAGCAUUUUUCAGUUCUUUCACAUACCCAACUGAGUCAGUGUACAGGACAAGACAUUAUGUAUUGUCCUUUUCAUGUAGCUUUAAAUUCUGUAGCAUCUGGUUCAUGUUAUUCUUCAAUUUUUUAUAAUCAAAAGUCUCAAGUGAAAUCUUUUUGCGAUUUCCGUUUUGUACCAAACACACUUAAAACUAGCAUUAUUGAACUUUCACCUUCAACCUUAAUGAUGUAUCGCACCAAAAUGUUAGCAUUAGACUGCCGGUCUGGACAGAAAAUGAUGAAAGGUUGUAAUUUUUGUGUAAUACGUGUACCAUCAAGAUGUUCGGUCACUUCAGAUAAUUUGUAUCUCCCACCCAGACUUGGUCCAGGUCAAAAUGACACCGGAGAGAUCACCAUACUACAUCCUGUCAAUUUGGCAUUGAUUCAACAUUUUUUCAACCCUGAAAAUCACGCCUCCAUAUUUGGAGACACUAAUUAUGGAAAAUCAAUUCAAAUUAAAAUUCCAAAUAUCGACAUUUAUAAUCACUCUUUUUCUCAAACUUUGGCAAAUGACAACCAGUACCAUCUCAGUCUUGAACGUAUAGCUAAGAAAACAAAACAAGGCGAAAAAGUAUUUCAAACAUUAUCAGAAUCUAUUAUAGAUGGUCAGCUAGCAUUUACCUCCAGCAAUUGGCCAGACACUAGCGGAAUUAUAGCUUUACUUGCCACAGCUUCGGCAUGGUUAGCAAUUGCAUUAUUUAUUUGGAUAUUAAGAAAAUUUCGUCGCCUUUCAGCUACUUUAUUAUUAGCACAAAAAUCUUCUGCACUAACCAUCCCACCAGAUGUACCCAGUUUUCAUUAUAGUGCACUACCUGACUUAACAACCCUGCCUACCAUCACUGACCAUGUGUACAACUCGACACUCAGAGGUCGAGUCUUAAGGUCUCUUCAUAUUGAGUGGGAUCAGUUUUCUAUAAUAAAUAAUCACACUAAACAAGUAAUCUACCCUAACAACACCAUUAAUAUCUCCCUCUUUCAAACCCGGCGCAUUGCAAAACUACUGAGGCACCCAUAUGCUGCCUACUUCAUAUUAACCCAUCAAGGGUACUUCCAAGUUUUGAGUUGAAUAAAAACGCCAAGUUUGAUUAUUGUAUGGACAUGAAUUACCCAGGCAUGACUUACUUUGACAUUUUAUGUAUAUAUUGUAUUUAAACAUGUUACUUUUCCAUUUCUUCAAUGUGUAAUUGUUGUUUAAGUUGGACAUUAUAAUAUGUACAACUGUACCAACCAUAAGUCAUUUUUCCAUGACACUUUGUCUAUAAGGCAAAUAACUUUGUGAUAAUUCAAAUAUGACUUUAAAAUAAUUCUUUUAUUCAACCACCGGCCGGAGUUGUUUAAAAUGUAUGUGUAUAUAUAGUUAAAAACAUGACACUUGUCAACUUAUUGACUUUUAUAUAUGUAGAUCAAUAUGUAUGAACUUUUGUAUGAAUUAUCUCCCUUUUUCAAUAAUUCCUACCACUACUUUUAAUCUUUGAGGACAAAGAUUUCUCCCAACCAGGAGGGAUAUAUCAUACUGAUAUUUUACAUUUUUCAUAACUUACAUAAAAAUACAUAAACUUGUUUAUUGCAAUGAAAUUUUGGAACUUUUUACUAUUUGGAUUAUUUUCGUAAUCUUUUUACUAUUUGGAAUAUUUUCGUAAAACAUUUUACAAACAAUAAUCCCCAAAUAAUACAAUAACCACAUACUUAGCCACGUUAAUUGAGCUCUAAAACAGUUUGGCAAACAAGAUUUACGUUUCCCACAUUUAGAUUAUUUGUUCGGUUCGGCGACUCUGUUAGAUUCUCAUAAUCCCUUUUGUCAUUUCAAUUAAGAACUCACGUCCGGUCCCGACUCUAUCUUUGUCUCUUUGUAAAAGAAUUAUCGGCCGUGUUAGAGUCAAUUAGGACUUGGGUGCUCUUACGUAACCUUACUUCCAGAUUGGUGUUUUUCACAAAUUUCUUUGUCCGAACCCACGCUAAGAUCCGACCAAUCAGCAAUAAGGUCCGACUGGAUAUAUGUUUUUGUUGAGGCCCCUCAAAGGUAAAUUACCUAUACUUCAUAUAGAAAAUACUGUAAAUAACCCUCCUGGAACCUCACCAACAUUGGGGGCAUCUGAGUAAGUUACCUGUCGCUUGUACAGCUAACCACUUGAAGCUACG